ACGACUGCCUACAAGUAGUCGCGCCUUUGCCUCCGACCUCCCGAGAUGACGCCAUGAGUUUCUUUCUUCGCAUUACUUUGAAUUUCGACAUAUACCCACAAUGAGGCCACAGCUUCAGCGGCGUGUGCCGCUUCUCUUCGUCCUUCUCUCACUAUUCUUAUGCGUUUCUUCGGACCAAAGCAAGGAGGCCUGGAAGUCAAGAUGGGGGAACACAGAAGGAGACGCGAAUCCACACCAGGGCGUACUGGCCUUCGAUGAGGCCACGACGCUUCUACACACGAUCAAACCGGCUGCUGCACCAUGGUGGAACUUUGAUAAGAAGUCUGGCAUCUUGGGCACCAGCGCGUACUAUGCGAAAGAGGUCUUUUUUCUUCUCUUCAUGAACGGUCCCCCACAGCAGGAGCUGUUGACGACAAACCCACACCCGAAGCAGCUGGGGCAUUCUCUGUCACAAGCCGUUGCCCUGCUGGAAGAGGCAGCAGCCCAGAAGAAUGCCGACGCAAUAUUCACCCUCGCCGAGAUGAACUUCUACGGCAAUUACACGCAUCCGCGCAACUACUCCGAAGCCUUUCGACGAUACCACGAGCUCGCGACUUUGAACGGCAAUGCAUCGGCACAGCAUAUGGUUGGCUUCAUGUACGCGACCGGCAUCGGCGGAGCAGUGAAGCAAGACCAGGCAAAGGCCAUGCUAUACUACACAUUGGGCGCAGAAGGCGGAGACGUGCGGUCAGAGAUGGCUGUUGCAUACAGACAUUCGGCAGGCAUCUCUACUCCGCGUAACUGCGAGGAGGCUGUGCAUUUCUACAAAGCGGCAGCGGAGAAGGCUAUUGCAUACAUGCGAUCUGGACCACCUGGCGGCCACUCCAUGCCGCGGGAGUCGUACAACAUCGCUGACGAUCAGGGUGGCGUGUAUGGCGAAGGCGCGAGUACAAGCAGCUCCGGUCCCAAUGCCAAAGUCGCCAGCGCUCAGUCCGACGCCUUUUCCUCCCUCGACGACGUUUUCGAAUACAUGGAUCUCCAAGCACGAAAGGGCGAUGCUAGGGCCACGUUCAAUCUUGCCAAGCUGAACUACGAUGGCGCACGAACCUUGAAACGUGACCUCCCAGCGGCCAAGAAACGCUUCAUGGAGCUUGCUCGCAUGUACUGGCCCCAGAAUGGCAAACCCAACGCGAAUGUGUCGCCUACCGUCGAGAAGCUGGCCGCGAAGGCUGCUGGCUACCUUGGUCGCAUGUUUCUGCGCGGUGAAGGCAUGCCGCAAAGCUUCGAGCUUGCGAGGAAAUGGUUUCGACGUGGCUUGGACUUGGGUGAUGCGUUGUCGCAAUACUCUAUGGGUAUCAUGUACCUGAAAGGCCUCGGUGUGCCUCAAGAUGCCGUGAAGGCUGCUGAGCUAUUUGGCGCGGCUGCUGACCAGGAUUUGGCAGUCGCACAAGUUCGGCUAGGUGCGCUCUUCUUGGACCAAGGCGACAUCGCCAUUGCCGCAAAAUACUUUGAACUUGCCGCUAGGCACGGACAUCUGGAGGCCUUCUACUACUUAGCUGAAAUGACGCACAACGGUAUCGCUCGCUCCAAGUCCUGUCCUUUGGCGGCCACGUAUUACAAGAUCGUUGCGGAGAAAGCCGAACUAGUCUCUACGUCUUUCCCCGAAGCUAAUGAAGCUUAUGCGAAUGGUGACCUAGAGACCGCACUCGUAAGCUACAUGAUGGCAGCUGAGCAAGGCUUCGAGGUCGCGCAGGCCAACGUGGCCUACCUCCUGGAUCAGGUCAAGCCUCGUUUUACAUUCAACUGGCUUUUGCCCUUUAUGAAGCAAGAAGCCUCGCUAGCUAGCGACGCGUGCCUGGCUUUGGUAUACUGGACGCGCUCUGCCGAACAGAAGAACGUUGAUGCUAUGGUCAAGAUGGGGGAUUAUUACCUGAUGGGCCUCGGAACACAACCUGAUUCUGAGAAAGCUGCAGCUUGUUACCAAGCCGCAGCUGAGACCAUGAGAAGCGCACAAGCCAUGUGGAAUCUGGGUUGGAUGCAUGAGAAUGGCAUCGGCAUUGACCAAGACUUCCACCUCGCAAAGAGACACUAUGAUCUGGCUUUGGAGACGAAUCCACGUGAGGCCUAUCUACCUGUCGUUUUGGCACUGUACAAGCUUAGGUUCCGGAGUUGGUGGAACACUUUUACAAACGGCAACAUUAAGUCCAUCCAAGAAGAUCCCGUCGUCAAGAAACAGUGGACACUCUCGGAGUGGCUGAACGCCUUUCUCGAAGCCGAACUCGCUGGCUGGGACGACUACGAACCCGACGACUACGACGACACGCAUACAGCCGGCGACGACUUUUACGGCGACGGCUAUCAUGGCGACGAGAUUGACUCGGACAUUCUGGAAUCACUCAUCAUCUUGGCCCUGAGCGGGGCUUUGGCCUUCCUGCUUUACUACAGGACACAAAGGCAAAGAAGACAGGAGGAAGAAAGAAGACGACAACAAGAACAGCAGCAACAGCUGAAUCAGGGUGUGCCUGUACAGCAACAGCAAGCGCAAGGACAACCACCACAGGAUAGGGGUAUGUUCCCAAACCCAGGCGAUCCUGAAUUCAUGAAUUGGGUAGCAGGUGGCGUAGGACAUUGAUGUGUUGCUAUGAGGUGGUGUUCAGGGAGUCUAUGAGCAAUGACGAAGCCAGGACUAGAGAAAGCAAUGAGAAAUCUUCAGCAUACGUAUCCAGUAUCACUUCACUGCAUUACGCCACCCCAAUCCAAAGAUCUGGAUUGUAUUUGGCUUGCUCACAUUCGAGAUGAUCAUUUUGUCCGGGUAUUCUUCUGCGCUUCGC
Molecule: messenger RNA, 2810 nt
Organism: Alternaria rosae
Lineage: Eukaryota; Fungi; Ascomycota; Dothideomycetes; Pleosporales; Pleosporaceae
Exons: 3
Coding region: 101-2611 (836 amino acids)
Biological process (GO): ERAD pathway
Cellular component (GO): endoplasmic reticulum membrane
Molecular function (GO): protein binding
Source: RefSeq, a predicted model, not a curated record